AUGGAUGUACUUAUUCAUUGUAAUCAAAGGGAAUACGACUGUGGGUCAUGCCCGUUCAUAUAUCGUGAAACCUGUGAUAAGACUGACGUGUGUGUGACGGCCACGGAAGCGUCAGUGGAAAUGGUGCACAAAUCGCUUGGGUUCCGAUGCAUAAUGGACUUCGUAUGUCCUGACGGAACAUCAGCCGCCAUUUGGUUAUUAAACGAUGAGACUCCUUCUAUCUAUUUGUAUAAUCAACUGAUCUGCGAUGAUGAGGGACAAUGGCGGACUGUUGAAAAUAGACAUGCAGUGGAGGCUCUGAGCUGUAUUACAAAAAUAACGAAUCUGUAG
This is a messenger RNA of Cooperia oncophora, 330 nucleotides long. NCBI's taxonomy places the organism in Eukaryota, Metazoa, Nematoda, Chromadorea, Rhabditida, Trichostrongylidae. The record is from the annotation of a GenBank genome assembly.